GAUGGGUAGAACUUUCGUAAACACUUCGGUUCAUCGAGCAUUUAAAUUUGAAUUUGUCAUAUAAUUAUAGAAGCUAUUAUUAUUUAUAGAGAUGUUUAAAAAAAAAUGGAAGUGAUUCACACUACAAUGGCUCAAAAGAAGAAAAAUGUACCAUGGACCGAUUGCUGCAAAGAUUGGGGGGACUAUAUGGAAGCUAAAAAAUGUAAAUUAGAAGAACAGUUUCAAGAGGCUGCCAAACAAGAGUGCACAAAUGUUUCUACACUUUUUAAUGGGAUAGCGAUUUUUGUUAAUGGAUACACAAAUCCUAGUGCUGAAGAAUUAAAACGUAUUAUGAUGUCACAUGGUGGAAUAUAUCAUCAUUAUUUGCGUUCUAAGGGUACAACACAUAUGAUUGCUUCAAAUUUGCCUUAUUCAAAAAUUAUUGCUUACAGAAAAGCACGAAAUCCAUUACCUCUUUGUAAGCCAGAAUGGAUCACCGAUAGUAUUCAAGCAGGAAAAGUUCUUGACUUUAGAAAAUAUUUGUUAUAUUCUCAGUGUACUGAUAGUCAACCUUCGAUCGUGGCUCAAAUGUUAAAGAAAACCAAAUCAGAUACUCGUUCGGAUGCGAAGCAAAAUGUCGAAUCAGCAAAAUUAACCACUAACAAGGAUAUUCAAUCUCAGAUACAAGGGACAUCAAAAGAACAAAUACCCUCAGGCAUUUCAAAUUGUACCAAAAAUCCAGAAUUCUUAACAGAAUUUUAUAAUAAUUCUCGCCUGCAUCACAUUGCAACGAUGGGAGCAAUGUUUAAAGAUUAUAUUAAUGAUCUUAGAGAUAAAAACAAUAAAAUUUUUCCUGGCUUAAUGGCUUUAAAAAUGCAGUCAUCGAGAAACUCCUCCAAGACCGAUCCAUCAAAUAGAAUCGACGAUUCUGAUUCAGAUGACAAUUUAUUUUAUAAUAACCAGUGUGCUUCUAAUAUAAAUCCAACUAUGCCAUCUAUAACAGAGAAAACUCAAAUUAUAAUGCAUAUAGAUAUGGAUUGCUUUUUUGUAUCCGUAGGUCUUCGUGAUCAUCCUGAAUUGAGAGGUUUUCCUAUUGCCGUUGCACAUGCAAAAGGCAAUAUACAAAGGGCAUCUAUCAAUCCUAAUAAUAUCAACGAGUGUGGUUCAAUGUCAGAAAUUGCUUCUUGUUCGUAUGAAGCAAGACAAGCUGGAGUGAAGAAUGGCAUGCUUCUAGGUCAAGCAUUAAAACUUUGUCCAAACUUAAAAACUAUUAAAUACAAUUUUAAUGGAUACAAAGAAGUAUCUUAUGCUCUAUAUGAUACAAUUGCUUCCUAUACUCUAGAUAUUGAAGCAGUAAGCUGCGAUGAGAUGUAUGUAGAUUGUACAAAAAUUUUACAAAUAAGUGGUUUAAAUCCCUUAGAUUUUGCUAGCAUAAUAAGGAAGGAAAUUAAGGAAAAGACUGGCUGUCCAGUUUCAACUGGAUUUGGUGAAAAUAAAUUGCAAGCAAGACUAGCAACUAAAAAAGCUAAGCCUAAUGGCCAAUUUUAUUUAAAACAAGAUUGUGUUAAACCUUUCAUAAGAUCGUUAUCUGUGAAGGAUUUACCAGGAGUUGGAUAUGCUACAAGUGAGAAAUUGCGUCAACUGAAUAUUCAAACCUGUGCUGAUUUAGAAAUUGUUAGCCUAUACGAAUUACAAAAAGAAUUUGGAAAAAAAAAUGGCCAACAACUAUACGAUAUGAGCCGUGGUAUUGACCACAAUAAAUUAAAUUUGGAACAUAUUAGAAAAUCAGUUUCGGCAGAAGUUAAUUAUGGCAUUCGAUUUGAAAAUUCUGAUGCAGCGCAUGAAUUUUUAAAAAAAUUAAGUCUAGAAAUUAGCGAUAGAUUAAAAAAAGUCAAUUUAAAGGGGAAAAGUAUAAAUUUGAAAGGUAUGUUUCGAGCAAAAGAAGCACCAAAUGAACCAAAAAAAUUCAUGGGUCAUGGUCAUUGUGACAUUAUCAAUAAAUCAAAGAAUCUUUUUACUGCCACCGAUGAUCCUGUAAUAAUUACAAGAGAAGUUUUACAUCUCUGGAAUCAGUUAAAUCAGAACCCUGCCGAUGCAAGAGGUAUAGGAAUACAAAUAACUAAAUUAGAAGCUAAAAAUAAAUCACAUGGAUCAACACUUCUAAAGUUUAUUGAUAAAAAUAAAUCAGAAAAUAAGAGAGAUCACAAAAUGAACAGUUUGACAAAUGUAAAUAUCAUAAAUGAACAGAAUAGAGUUGAAUGUGAUAUAAUGAAAUUUCAAGAUUCAAAUAAAGAUCGAUGCGAAGAAGUUGCAAUUAAUAACAAUCAUAACUCACUGGAAGCAAAUAAUAUUAUCGAAAGUACAGAAAAUCAACAGGAUACAGCGCAAUCGAAUAAGAAAAAUUUAAAUAAUUUACAGAAUAAACAUGAAAGAGACAAUGAAUCGAUUAAUCCAUCUAUGGAAGACCAAAACUCAAAAUUAUCCAGUCAACUUAAGCAAACUAGGCAAUCUGAAUAUUUUAAACAAAUAAAACCUCAUAGUAAAGCAGGAAAAAUUAAAAUUCCAGAUAUUAAUGAAAUUGACAUGAAAGUUUUAAUUGAAUUACCAGAAACUAUUCGUAACGAAAUCCUUAAUGAAUAUAAAGAAAGUAAUAAAUCAAUAGAGAAGAGUACAACAAUUGAACAACAUUGUAAUCGUGAAAAUAAAAGCACAUCUAGUAUAAGACUAGAUAGCGAUCUAUCAUUCUCUCAAAUUGAUCCAGAAUUUAUAGCAGCUUUGCCCAAUGAAAUAAAAAAUGAAAUAAAGUCUUAUUACGAUAAUCGAAAGAAAAGAAAAAUACAAUCAGAAGAAAAGCGUAUUAAGAAUUUUGUGCACAAAGGAUGGGAUAUGUUUAAAAGUGAUAAGAAACCUAAUAAAAAUGAAAAAUUAAAAUCGCAUAAACCAAAAAUAAAUAAUGCUGGUAGAAAGAAAAAGAAGAACGAUGCUGUAUCUUCUUGUAAACCGAAGGCAGUUGAAGUGGCUCCAAAGAAAAUGAUGGUACAAGAACCAGAGAAAAUACCUAAAGCUAAAGCUAUAAAUAACAGUUUUCACUUUGACCUUUCGAGUGGGAACUUGGAACAUUCGAAAAUGUUAACAAAUAUCGUCAAUUGUCUCCUUGAACUUCCAAUAUCUCAAGUAAAAGUGCAAAUAAGAGAAUGGAUACUUAAUAAUUCUGAUGUAAAUAAUGUUGAUUUUCUCACAUUGACGACUUAUCUUGGAAUUCUGCCAAAAAAACGACGUAUCGAAGAUCUCUACAUUCUCUUACGUUGUUUAAAUAGGAUUAUUAGCGAAUCAAAGAGUUGCAUCUGGCAUGAAACGUAUAAGAAAAUGUUGGAACAUAUUCAAGCUCGAAUGCGCUUACAAUAUACUUAUGAUAUAAUGAUACCUGAACAAAUAGCCUGUGAUAAAUGCAUGAUUACGAAAGUGUAAUAUACAUUCAUAUUUAUUUAUAAGUACCGUUGUUAAUAAAUUAUAAAUAAA
Molecule: messenger RNA, 3498 nt
Organism: Ceratosolen solmsi marchali
Lineage: Eukaryota; Metazoa; Arthropoda; Insecta; Hymenoptera; Agaonidae
Gene: Rev1
Product: Rev1 DNA directed polymerase
Exons: 6
Coding region: 127-3447 (1106 amino acids)
Biological process (GO): error-prone translesion synthesis; error-free translesion synthesis
Cellular component (GO): nucleus
Molecular function (GO): DNA-directed DNA polymerase activity; deoxycytidyl transferase activity; damaged DNA binding
Source: RefSeq, a predicted model, not a curated record